AUGGGUCGGCUCAACGGGAAGAUCAUACUGCUGUCUGCAGCAGCACAGGGGAUUGGACGAGCAGCUGCUAUAGCUUUUGCUAAAGAAGGAGCCAAAGUCAUUGCUACAGACAUUAAUGAGUCUAAACUGCAAGAACUGCAGAAAUAUCCAGGCAUUCAAAUACGGGUUCUGGAUGUCACCAAAAAGGAGCAGAUAGAAAAUCUGGCCAAGGAGAUUGAAAGGAUUGAUGUUCUCUGUAACAUUGCAGGGUUUGUUCAUCAUGGGACCAUUCUGGAGUGUGAGGAGCAAGACUGGAACUUCACUAUGAAUCUCAAUGUUCGCAGCAUGUAUCUAAUGAUCAAGACAUUCCUUCCUAAGAUGCUUAAACAGAAAUCUGGAAAUAUUAUAAAUAUGUCUUCUGUGGCAUCCAGCAUUAAAGGAGUUGUGAACAGAUGUGUAUAUAGUACUUCAAAGGCAGCAGUUAUUGGUCUAACAAAGUCUGUGGCUGCUGAUUUCAUUGAACAAGGCAUCAGAUGCAACUGCAUAUGUCCUGGAACUGUGGACACACCAUCUUUACAGGAAAGAAUCCAAGCCCGGCCUAACCCAGAACAGGCAUUGAAAGACUUUCUAGCCAGACAGAAGACUGGUAGGAUGGCCACUGCUGAAGAAGUGGCCCAUCUCUUUGUAUACUUGGCCUCUGAUGAAUCUGCCUACGUGACUGGUAAUGAACUAAUCAUCGAUGGAGGAUGGAGCUUGUGA
Molecule: messenger RNA, 738 nt
Organism: Egretta garzetta (little egret)
Lineage: Eukaryota; Metazoa; Chordata; Aves; Pelecaniformes; Ardeidae
Gene: BDH2
Product: 3-hydroxybutyrate dehydrogenase 2
Exons: 9
Coding region: 1-738 (245 amino acids)
Biological process (GO): siderophore biosynthetic process
Cellular component (GO): cytoplasm
Molecular function (GO): 3-hydroxybutyrate dehydrogenase activity
Source: RefSeq, a predicted model, not a curated record